This is a messenger RNA of Ipomoea triloba (trilobed morning glory), 3429 nucleotides long. RefSeq lists its product as uncharacterized. Lineage: Eukaryota; Viridiplantae; Streptophyta; Magnoliopsida; Solanales; Convolvulaceae. The record is from RefSeq and is a predicted model, not a curated record. Bases 1 to 3429 code for a protein of 1142 amino acids. The transcript is spliced from 6 exons.
AUGGCGUUAUCUUCGACCGAUGGUGGUGUUGGGCGGCUCACCACGCGAUGGGCCGAUUUGGCGCUGGACGAUGAAGACGAGGGUUUCGAGCCUGUAGGGGAGGGCGUCGGUGUGAUUCAAGUUGGCGGGGAGGAGACCUGGGUGGUGGUAGGCCGGUUCCUUACAGUCAGGUUGGUUAAGGUGGAGUUUAUGCGGCAAGUCAUGGCCUCUGUAUGGCAGCCCGUCAAGGGCGUCCAGGUAACGGAGCUUCAACCAAACUUGUUUUUUUUUUUCGUGUUCUACCACAAAUCCGAUAUGGUAUGGGUGCUGGAAGAGGGGUCGUGGUCCUUUGAGAACAACACUCUCGUCUGUAGGCAGGUUUGCGACGGUGUGCUUCCGGGUGAUGUGGUUCUCGAUUCUGUUGACUUGUGGGUGCAGGUUCAUGAUCUCCCGUUGGGUUAUACCUUCGACUUGGUGUUGGAACAGGUUGGGAACUUUAUUGGUUCCUUCGUACGCUGUGAUGAUAGAUUUGCUGGGCAUUCUUAUAAGUUUUGUGUUAAGGCCAGAGAUUCGCCAUUGUCGGUCGAGCAGUAUGCCUUCGGGAGAGAGUUGAGGGCGGGAGGCCGUACGGGACCAAGGGCGGUCGGUGAGCACUGGUUAAUCCCGCCGGAAGGGCCACAGCGUGGUGCGGAGUCGGCUGUUGCUGCGGUGCCUGUGUCGGGCGAGUCGGGUGUGGCUCUCGUCACGGCUGACCGUGUGCAUGAUGCCGGGAUUGUAGCAGUAUCCAAGAGACGCCGUGAGGGGUCAGGUGGUGGUGGAGGCCGACAUAAUGGUGGUAGUGGCGGUGAUGUGCUGAUGUUUGAUGUUCUAAAAAACUUGUCCGUGGCGGGUUCUGUCCGAGAAGAGCGGUGGAAAUCCAUAUCCGGAGUCUCUUCUCUAGGGUUUGGGGAGGCAGUGGAUAGUUGUGGUCUGGCCCAACUACCUAUGAGGGGCUACCAGUUCACUUGGGAGAGAGGCAAAGGGACUGCAGGUUGGAUAGAGGAAAGAUUGGACAAAGUUAUGGCCACCACAGGCUGGUGCAAUUUACUCGAUAAAGCUUAUGUGGAGAAUGUCUUGACACGCACGGGGGUGGUGGAGGAGACAUGGAAGGAUGGGAAACCAGAAGGGCUCUUAAACUGUUUACAUCUUUGUGGGGAGAGGUUGAAGAGGUGGGGCGGAGAUCAUUUUCAUAAAUUCGGUGAACGCAUCAAACUGCUUCGCAGAAAACAGUUGUCAUUGCGUAGUCAAAGGGACCCAGCCUCCCUGGCAGAAUUCCAGCUUUUGGAGGAGCAGUUGGUGCGGUAUGCCUCUGCCUGUAAAAAGAAGAACUCUUUGUCUAGACUUAAGAAUGAUUCUGGGGAAUGGGUGGAGGGCGAGGCUAUGAGGCCUAUGGUAUUGUCUUAUUUUCAGAAUAUUUUCCAGUUAGGUGGUUCCACCCCAAUGGAAUCAUUUUUUAGUUCUAUCUCUCCACGGGUUUCCCAGAGCGAUAAUGAGCUAUUACUUCGCCCAUUUACAUAUGAUGAGAUUAAAGCAGCCCUAUUUUCUAUGUUCCCUGAUAAAGCCCCGGGGCCCGAUGGGAUGAAUCCUGGGUUCUAUCAGCAUUAUUGGGAUGUGGUAGGUGAAGAUUUGUCGGCCUUUGUGAUAAAUUGUCUGAGUAAUUGUUCUUUCCCUGAUGGUCUAAAUGACACAAAUGUGGUGUUAAUUCCUAAGAAGAAUAUUCCUGAGUCUGUGUCAGACCUGAGGCUUAUUGCACUGUGUAAUGUUGUUUAUAAGAUUAUGGCAAAGGUCUUGGCAAAUAGGAUGAAGCAUCUCCUUGAUGGAUUAAUCUCUGAAUCUCAUAGUGCUUUUAUCCCAAAUAGGCUCAUUACUGAUAAUAUUCUAGUAGCAGCAGAGGUGGGCCAUUUUCUAAACAGGAAGCAGUGUGGAUUGGUAGGGUGGGGAGCUCUGAAACUGGACAUGGCAAAAGCAUAUGAUCGUAUGGAGUGGCCCUAUCUGCGAAAUAUGAUGCUGGCAUUGGGUUUUGAUGAGAAAUGGGUUGAGCUAAUUAUGCUCUGUGUUACCACUGUAUCCUAUACUUUCUUGGUUAAUGGUGUAAGCAGUGGGCAGGUUGUGCCGACCCGUGGUCUGCGCCAAGGGGAUCCCCUCUCCCCCUAUCUGUUCAUUAUAUGUGCCGAGGGGCUAUCUUUGCUGCUUCAGAAGGCUCAGGGUUCCAUACAUGGUUGUAGGGUGGCUAGGGGUGCUCCUCCCAUUUCACACCUAUUUUUUGCAGAUGAUAGCCUCAUGUUUUUUAAGGCUAAUAUUCAUGAAGCUGGGGCGAUAAAGAAUUGCUUGGACAUGUAUGAAGGUAUGUCUGGUCAGGUUGUAAACUAUCACAAGUCCAGUAUUUGUGUCAGUAGGAACACUCCUGAAAGCGAAAGAGUUGAGGUGGCUGGGGUUCUGGGCGUUGAUCAGGCUGCAAAUUUUGGUAAGUAUUUGGGCUUGCCAAGCUUUGUGGGGAGAAAUAAGAUACUAGCCUUUACUUAUAUCGAAGACAAGAUCAGACAAAGAAUUCUCUCAUGGAAUAAGAGAUUACUGUCACAGGCUGGUAAGGAAAUCCUGUUGAAGAGUGUUGCCCAAGCAAUGCCAACCUUUUCUAUGGGUGUUUUUUUGCUUCCUGAGUCAGUUUGUAUAUCAAUUGAGAGAACUAUGAAUAAAUAUUGGUGGGGUACAGGUGCUGAGAAGGGAAUCCAUUGGAAAGCUUGGGAUCGUUUGUGUGUGCCUAAGAAGUUUGGAGGUUUGGGCUUCAAAGACCUCCGGGCUUUCAAUCUAGCAAUGUUGGGAAAGCAGGCCUGGCGGUUCUUGACGAUGCCUCACACCCUUGUGGCAAGAGUCUACAAAGCAAGGUAUUACCCGAAAACCUCCUUCAUGGAUGCUGCGUUAGGAAAUUGCCCGAGUUACUGCUGGAGGAGUAUUAUGGCUGCACAUGAUCUAGUAUGUGGUGGAGUUAGGAGGAGAAUCGGUUUAAUUGAUGACGAAACAAAGACAUGGGAUCACUCUAUACUGACAGAUAUCUUCUUGCCUUCUGAUGUGAAUCGUAUUUUGAGAGUUCCAAUCACCCCGGACUAUGAGGACUCAUGGUUUUGGUAUGGUGACCCGAGAGGCUGCUAUUCUGUUAAGAGUGGCUAUAGAUCCAUUGUUGGGGAUUAUGCCAAUUCCUCAAAUAUCUUUGAUAGAUGGAUUCCCUUAUGGAAAAUAAAGGUCCCCCCUAAGUGGAAAACUUUUAUGUGGAGAGCCCUUUCUAAUAUUCUUCCAGUGACAACAAAUUUGCUUUUGAAGAGGGUAGAGGUUGAACCCGCAUGCCCAAUGUGUGGGAUAGUUCAUGAGGAUAUAAUGCAUGCUCUCGUUUCGUGUGAAUUUACUCAACUCGUUUGA